Molecule: messenger RNA, 12468 nt
Organism: Chilo suppressalis (striped riceborer)
Lineage: Eukaryota; Metazoa; Arthropoda; Insecta; Lepidoptera; Crambidae
Source: the annotation of a GenBank genome assembly
UCGACCGAGACAGCGUGCUACUGAGGGCGGCCGCCAACUAUUACCCUGAAGGUGAAGGUGACGGCGGAUGCAGCGAGUUUCCCCCGCUGAUGCAGGGCAAGUCCUGGACGCGUGGCGUGCCGUAUCGUGACAGCUUCGACCACGCUAAACCUGCUGAUAGCAUUGGUAAUUGCUACACAUCAGCCACGAAGUCCAUGCGUGUGAUAAAUAUGCCUCCGAAGAGGCGGCCGCCGCCCAAGUUAUAUGGACCUCUGGGACCCAAUGGCGAACUCCAGUUUCCCCCGCCGAAGACGUGGCAGGAGAGGGAGAGAGAGAAACUUGAGGCUGAACGGUUGGAGAAAGAGAAACACAAACUUCAGAAAGGUUUGGUCUUGUUAGAAGACUUAGUUUCCGGAGCAUAUGACAGAAAGAAGAAAGCUGAAGCCGAAGCGAAACGGAAAAGGAUAGAAAAGAGGAGACAAGAGAAGCUGGCCGCCGAGGAAGCUGCUAAAGAAGCUCUCAGAAAGCACUUGGAAAAGUUACAGUUUGAGGAACCUCGCGACCCUGACCUGCAGAAGUUAGAGAUGAUCAAAACAACAGAAGAAGAACACUAUAAAUACAUACACACUAAGGACUUGGAAAGGAUUCGGUAUUAUUUGACCACGUCAUUAGUAAACAAGCACCUGCCCGAGUUUCCUCUGCACCUGUACAAGAAAGCGAAGACGAUGGUAGACAAGCAGACGGUCGGCAUCAAGCGACGCCUUCUCAUUCUCACGUACCAGGCGUGCGUGCGCCAGAGCGAGACAGACAUCAAGGACUUCUUCAUGAUGGCUAUGAAAAGGUGUAUCCUGUCGUACGUACUGGAAGACCCAUCAGAGAUACGUCGUCUCGGCAUCGCGUUCCUCCCACCAUUGUGGCCGGCGCUGGUGGUGCGCGCGCCCGUACCCUGGCACGCCAGCUACGUGCGCGGGCGGCAUGCGCUUUCCCCCCGCCACUACCACGCUGACCCCGUGCUGUUGGAGCUAAGGAGGAUCUGGCAGGAGAGGUAUCAGAACGUACUGAUAUGCGACAUGAACAAAAUGCAGGAAGAGACACCAUUCCCUCAGUACAUUCCGGAAUUCACGGAGCGUCUGAACAAGUUGUGCGCGGAGAUGAGGUCCGAGCUGGUGGACAACUGGCUGAUAGAUGUCGCCGACACCAUGAUCAAGAUGAGACACCACUGGGCCAAGUACGUGGCCAAGGAUAGGAAGCAAUCCACCUUUCAAGUGGAGCAGUUCUUCAGGUGCAUUCAUGCGCUGAUGUCGAGACAAGUUCGUGAUUUAGUAGAGAGAAGCGUGUACCACUUUGCUGAAUAUUUCAAAUACUAUUGGGAAGGCAACAACUACAGUGGCUCGUACCGCGACUACACGUUCAUCAAGCGGCCGCUGAUCCGUAUCAAAGCUCUGGCCCACCCCGGCUCUACCAGCAUCACUUUCGAGCCCAGCCUCGACCAGAUGCGAAUACAGAUCGUCAAGUGGUUUCAUACCAUCAUCAACGUGAACAUCAACCUGCCCAGCGUCGACUCCAUCAUGUACCCUGGUGUUCAGCGACCGAAACCUUACCUCAUGAUGGUUUACGCUGACGAAGCGUACAUGGUGGACCUCAUCAACGACUGCAUCAAACAUUUCAACCUGAACCGCCCGGGUCCCACCAAAUACUUGGAAUGCUAUCAGGAGUAUUACUAUAUCCUGGACGGUACGGCCAAGCAGGAUCUGCUUCAGUUUUUCGCUCAGGAGCCACCGCCGUACUUGAAGGACUUCUCAGCCCGCAUCUACAUGUACGAGAAGCUGCGCGACGAAAUACUGUUUCUCCGUCGUGACAUACCCCUGAACAUGGUGAUGUUGGACUGUGGACCCAUCAACGACACCAUGUGGACAGAGGUGGACGGUCUGCGCUCCCAUAUCGUUGACCACUUCAUCAACGUCAAUCGGAAGUGGAAUAGAUCUAUAUGCAACGCGUACGAAGAGAUGGCGGCGCGCGCGUCCGAGAGUCCUGAGACCACUUCCCAGCUGGUGGAGCUGAUCGACUACAUUCAGGAGUGCCGCGACUGCGCUAUGUUCGACCUCAGGGAGAAGGCACGCACCACCGCGGAAUACGUGCUGUUCCUCAUGGAGCACGCGCAUCUCAACUUCGAAGAUGUCAACCUGAACACUCGAGUGUUCUUGUGGCCGUUGGAUAUGGAGGAAACCAUCGAUCUAACACUAAAGACGCUGUACACAAAGAAGACGAUGGCUGAGGACAAGCUGCGUAGCCGCAAAGCCAUCUUCGAGGAGAAACUGAAGCGACACGAGAAGGAUUUGGACGUGUUCAGACGCUUUGAUCCACCGUUGCUCAACCUUGACUUGCUCAAAGAAGUCGUUGGGAAAGUCGACGAAAUCUAUAGGAAUUUAACGGAAGACAAAUACGAAGCCGAAGAAAUAAUAAGCGAAGAGACCCUGCUAGAUCAAGAGGUAUCGGUGUAUUUUAGCCUGCAGACAAUGUUAAGUGGCAUUGAUCCAUUCCAUAAGUUGUGGCAUACCUCGUACGACUUCUAUGACGGCUACGAGAAAUGGUAUCACGGCCCAUUCCUCGGAUUGGACGCGGAGAAGAUCAGCGAAGACGUGGAGGCCUGGUGGAAGCUCCUGUACAAACUGGGCAAGCAGCUGUUCGAAUACCCUGGCGCCAAGCGCAUCGCCGAUAUGGUGCGCAAUAAAGUCGAAAAGUUCAAGGUGCUCCUGCCAGUGCUGUGUGCUAUUUGCAAUAAGGGCAUGCGCGAUCGUCACUGGGCUAAGAUCAGCUCGCUAGUAGGUGCGGAAGUAUCUCACGGGCCGGAGUGCAGCCUCGCGCAGAUGGUGGAGCAAGGCGUGCACGUCCACGCGGCGCAGCUUGAGGAGAUCGAGCAGCAGGCCUCCAAGGAGUACGCGCUUGAGCGGGCAUUAAACAAGAUGAAGGACGAGUGGUGCGGGGUCAAGUUCGAGGUGGUGCCCUACAGAGAUACCGGUGUCGGCAUUCUGACCGGUUUGGACGACAUCCAGCAACAGCUGGACGAUCAUAUCCUCAAGUCUCAGACGAUGCGCGGAUCGCCUUAUGUGAAGGCCUUCGAGGCUGAUAUGGCGGCUUGGGAAGAGAAGCUCAUCAGCAUGCAGGAUAUUCUUGACCAAUGGCUACAAUGUCAAGCAACUUGGAUGUAUCUCGAGCCCAUCUUCUCGUCCGAAGACAUAAUGCGCCAAAUGCCCACGGAAGCGAGGAACUUCCGCGACGUGGACAAGGAGUGGCGAGCCAUUAUGUCGGCCACUCAAAAGGAUCCUUUGGUUUUGCCAGCUACUGACUUCCCGGGGCUGCUGAAGAAACUCCGACACAACAAUGCGCUGCUCGACGAUAUUCAGAGGGGACUGAACGAUUACUUGGAGAAGAAGAGAUUGUUCUUUCCAAGAUUCUUUUUCUUGUCAAAUGAUGAGCUACUGGAGAUACUCUCCGAGACGAAGGAUCCUAUGCGUGUGCAGCCUCAUCUGAAGAAGUGUUUCGAGGGCAUAUAUACCCUAGAGUUCAACGCGGCCAAAGAAAUCGUCGGUAUGGCCUCGUCCGAGGGAGAGGUUGUCAAGUUAUCGACGAGUAUACAACCUGCCGAUGCUAAGGGCAUGGUAGAGCGCUGGCUGCAGCAGCUGGAGCAGCAGAUGAUAGUGAGCCUUAAAGACGUGGCCACAGAGGCCAUUACUGCUUACGCCACCACACCGCGGGAGGAAUGGGUGCUCAUCUGGCCUGGACAAAUCGUACAAGCUGGUUCUUGCGUGCAGUAUACCGCUGAGGCGAUAGAGGCAAUCCAAUCGUCCAGUCUGCCCGAGCUUGUGGAGCGCAGCACACAGCAGAUCACGGGGCUGGUGUAUCUGGUGCAAGGAGAUCUGGAUCCUGGAAACCGGAUCACCGUCGAAGCUCUGAUAGUACUCGAUGUGCACGGUCGUUCGAUCCUGGAGGAAAUGGUGGAGCGCAAGGUGAGCGAGGUGACGGACUUCAACUGGAUCUCGCAGUUGCGAUACUACUGGCGUGGAGACCGUACUACUUGCUCCAUGAUCACCACCGACGUGGAGUACGGGUUCGAGUACCUGGGCAACAUCGGCCGAUUGGUGGCCACACCGCUCACUGACCGCUGCUUCAGAACGCUAAUGAGCGCUUUGAAGCUGAACCUGGGCGGAGCACCGGAAGGGCCAGCCGGUACUGGCAAGACGGAGACCACCAAGGACCUGGCGAAGGCUGUCGCCAAGAAAUGCGUCGUGUUCAACUGUUCCGACGGUCUCGACUACAAGGCUCUCGGAAAAUUCUUCAAGGGUUUAGCGCAAUCCGGAGCGUGGGCUUGCUUCGAUGAAUUCAACCGAAUCGACUUGGAAGUGCUAUCAGUGGUGGCGCAGCAGAUCCUGUCCAUCCAGCUGGCGAUCCUGCGACGCGAGAAGCGGUUCGUCUUUGAAGGCACCGAGAUCAGCCUCAACCCUACAUGUUCUGUUUUCAUCACUAUGAAUCCUGGGUACGCGGGUCGUACAGAGCUGCCGGACAACUUGAAGGUGCUGUUCCGCACGGUGGCCAUGAUGGUGCCGGACUACGCCAUGAUUGGCGAGAUCACGCUCUACUCCAACGGAUUCGUUAACGCGGGACCUCUUGCCCGUAAGAUAGUGCAGGCGUACAAACUAUGCUCCGAGCAGCUGUCCUCGCAGAACCAUUACGAUUACGGCAUGCGAGCCGUGAAGUCUGUGCUCCUGGCAUCCGGCGCUUUGAAAAAGAACUAUCCGGAGAAGGAUGAGUCACAACUGGUGCUCAGAGCCAUAAUCGACGUGAACAUGCCCAAGUUCCUCUCACAAGACGUGCCUUUAUUCACGGGCAUAUAUUCGGAUCUGUUCCCCGGCGUGGAGAUUCCACAGCCAGAUCGCUCUGAGCUCCUCAAGUGCAUCCUCAAGGAGCUGGAGAAGAGGAACCUUCAACCUACGGAUUGGUACCUCGGGAAAAUCAUACAGAUAUACGAGAUGAUGCUGGUGCGGCAUGGGUUUAUGAUCGUGGGCCCACCGAUGGGCGGCAAGACCCAGGCCUACCAAGCGCUAGCGGAGUCUCUGCGCGCACUGCAGCUCACCAAGCCCCCGCCCCGGCACAAGGAGUUCGGAGCUAUCUACCGCAUCAUCAACCCGAAGGCAAUCACCAUGGGACAGCUGUAUGGCUGCUUCGAUCCAGCUUCGCACGAGUGGUCAGACGGCGUCCUGGCCAUAGCGUUCAGAGAGUACGCCAUGUCCAUCACACGCGAUCGCAAGUGGAUCCUAUUCGAUGGGCCCGUGGACGCGGUGUGGAUAGAGAACAUGAAUACGGUGCUCGACGACAAUAAGAAGUUGUGCCUCAUGAGUGGGGAGAUCAUCCAGAUGACUAACAAGAUGAAUUUGAUCUUCGAGCCAGCGGACCUGGAGUUUGCGUCCCCGGCCACCGUGUCCAGAUGUGGCAUGAUAUACAUGGAGCCAGAACAGCUGGGUUGGCGCGCAUUCCUCUCGUCGUACAACACGCAUCUGAGCAAGCGGCUCAUCCCCGAGCAGUUCGAGCUGAUCCAGGAGCUGAUCGAUUGGCUGGUGCCGCCCAUAUUUGAGUUCCUGCUGCUGCGAUGCCACCACUUCGUUAUUGUUGGCGAGAUUCAUCAGUUCUUUUCUUUCACGCGGCUGUUCACGUGUCUGCUGGAGGGAGAGACACAAUUCAGCACCAUGUGGCUGCAAUGCACCUUCGUCUUCGCCCUGCUGUGGGGUCUAUGCCCCUCACUCACUGGCGACAGUCGCAAAACAUUCGACAUUUUCUUCCGCAAGCUUCUAAAUGGUGACAACUCUACGCACCCCAAGCCUAAGUCCUUUAAGUUGACCAAGACCCAGCUAUUCCAGGACAAGGACACAGUUUUCGAUUAUGUGUAUGACAAGCGGAAUAAUGGCACUUGGAUACCCUGGGUGGAACUGGAGAAGGAAACCACUCUAGCGGCGAACGCUAAGGUGAACGAGCUGAUAAUCUUGACGAAUGAAAACGCGUGUUUGAGGUACUUCGUGUCCAAGAUGGUGAAGUCCAAGAUUCCGAUCUUACUGGUGGGGCCGACGGGCACUGGCAAGUCUUCGCUGGUGCUCAACUUCCUGCUAUCAUUACCCAAGGAAAAGUACAUCACGAACACUAUCAACUUCUCGGCGCGAACUACUGCUAAUCAAACUCAAGAUAUCAUCAUGUCGAAGGUAGACAGACGACGUAAAGGUGUAUUCGGUCCUUCUAUGGGUAAAAAGUGUGUCCUCUUCGUGGAUGAUCUGAGCAUGCCCCAGAAGGAGCAGUGGGGAGCGCAGCCGCCGCUCGAGUUGCUGCGCCAGUGGGUCGACCACGGGCACUGGUACGACCUGAAGGAUAUGGUUCGGCAGGAGGUGGUGGAUGUGCUCCUCGUAUCAGCCAUGCUGCCUCCAGGCGGGGGUUCCAACCUGAUUUCGUCGCGUCUGACACGACACAUGCUGCUCAUCACACUGGACUCCUUCGAAGACAACACCCUCAACAAGAUAUUCUGCACCAUCAUGGAUUGGCACUUCGCCAAAGGUUUUCCCGAAGCACUCAUGCGACAGAGCAAGGCUGUGGUUGGAGCCACGAUGGAGGUAUACAAGACGGUGACGGUUCAAUUCCUGCCGACGCCCAGCAAGUGCCACUACCUGUUCAACCUGCGCGACUUCGCGAGGGUCAUAAAGGGCAUCCUUCUGGUGCCCUCGUCGCAUCUGAAGGAACUCAGCAAGCUCGUGAUCUUGUGGAUACACGAAAUCUACCGCGUCUUCUAUGACCGUCUGGUGGAUGAUGUGGACAGGGAGAAACUGUUCGAUGUGAUAUACAAAGCCGUGUACGGCAACUUCCGCGUGCACAUGGACCAGGUGCUGACGGAGCUGGGCUACGUGCCUGAAGGAGAGAAGUGCUCCAACAAGCACGCCGUCAACAUAUUCUUCGGGAACUACAUGGAGCCCGACGCGGACCCCAAGAUUUACGACCAGGUAAUGGACCUGGACGACAUGGCGGUGAAGAUGGAGUAUUACCUGGAGGAGUACAACGUGGUGUCUUCAUCACCGAUGUCUCUGGUCAUGUUCCGGUAUGCGCUUGACCACAUCUCGCGUUGUACGAGGGUGUUACUGCAGGACAACGGUAAUCUUCUGUUAGUGGGCGUUGGUGGCAGCGGUAGAAGCAGCGCUGUCAAACUAGCGGCUAGUAUUCUGGAAAUGAACGUGAUUCAGAUCGAAAUAUCCAGAGUGUACGGUCAGAACGAAUGGCGAGAUGAUAUCCGCAAGCUGCUCAUGAAAUCGGGCAUCAUAGGCAAACCGCUAGUCUUUCUCUUUGCUGAUAACCAGAUAAUGUACGAAGGCAUGGUGGAGGAUAUCAACAUGCUGCUGAACACAGGAGAUAUCCCCAACCUUUAUGGCAUGGACGAGAAAGUUGAAAUCCUGGACAAAAUGCAAACUGCGGUCAGGGAGUCGGGUAAGAAAAUAGAGACCACGCCACUGGCCAUGUUUGGCUUCUACGUGGAACGUGUGAAGGCCAACCUGCGCAUCGUGAUGGCCAUGUCGCCAAUCGGAGACUCCUUCAGGAACCGCCUACGCAUGUUCCCUUCGCUCAUCAACUGCUGCACUAUUGACUGGUUUACGGCGUGGCCUCCAGAGGCGCUGGAGCGCGUGGCGUCCAUGUUCAUCGCGCGCAUGGAGAGUGUGGACGACAACCUGCGCCGCGCCUGCGUCGACAUCUGCCAGCUGUUCCAUGUAACAGUCGUGCAGCUCAGCGACAGAUUUUAUUCGGAGCAGAAGCGGAAGGUCUAUGUGACACCUACUAGUUACUUGGAGCUUAUAAAGGCGUUCCAGAGUCUGUACGCCCUCAAGGUGGAUCAAAUAACCAAGGCACGGAUAAGGUACGAGACAGGGCUAGAACAGCUGGACUUUGCGGCUGGACAGGUGGCAGUGAUGCAGCAAAACUUGCGCGAUCUGCAGCCGCUACUGGUGGACACUUCAGACAAGACGGAGAAACUCAUGAUAAAGAUCGAGCAGGACACCGUCGUAGUCGAGAAACAGAAAGAGAUAGUUGGCGCCGACGAAGCACUUGCCAACGAAGCAGCGGCAGCAGCCCAGGCUAUCAAAGAUGAUUGCGAAUCAGACUUAGCUGAAGCAGUACCAGCGCUCGAGGCAGCGCUUCAAGCGCUCAACACGCUCAAACCGGCAGAUAUCACACUCGUCAAAUCUAUGAAGAACCCUCCUGCUGGGGUUAAACUGGUCAUGGAAGCUGUGUGCGUCAUGAAGGGGAUCAAGGGUGACAGGAAAAUGGAUGCUAAUGGUAAACCGUAUGAGGACUACUGGGGCCCAUCACAAAAAAUGCUCGGUGAUAUGAAGUUCCUAGAAAGUCUAAAGAACUAUGAUAAGGACAAUAUCCCUGUAGCUACAAUGAAGAAAAUAAGAGAUAAAUAUAUCCCCGAUCGUGAGUUCGAUCCCGUUGUGAUCGCGAAGGUGUCUUCGGCUUGCGAGGGUCUCUGCCGCUGGGUCCGAGCUAUGGACGUUUACGAUAGAGUCAUCAAGGUGGUAGCUCCCAAAAAAGCAGCUCUUGCAGAAGCCGAGGGAGAACUACAGAUGCAGAUGAAUACACUCAACGAAAAGAGGGCACAACUGCAAAGCGUCCUCGAUAAGUUACAGGCUCUUAACGAUGAAUUCGCGGAGAUGACUAGAAAGAAGAAAGGUCUAGAAGACGAGAUCGACCUGUGUUCCACGAAGUUAUCUCGCGCCGAGCAGCUGAUUGGCGGCCUCGGGGGAGAGAAGGCGCGCUGGACCGACCUGGCGAUGCAACUACAGGAACUGCUUGGAAAUAUUAUCGGUGACGUCCUCCUAUCAGCGGGCUUCAUAGCGUAUCUCGGACCAUAUACUGUUAACUACAGGAGAGAAAUUAUAUCUGUUUGGAACGCACGUACAGCAGAACUGAAUAUACCGUGUUCGGAGGUAUUCUCCCUGGUGCAAACGCUUGGCGAGCCGGUGGUCAUACGAGCGUGGAACAUAGCCGGGUUACCGGUAGACGCCUUCUCCAUAGAGAACGGCAUCAUCGUCGAGAAGUCUAGACGAUGGCCUCUUAUGAUUGAUCCACAAGAGCAAGCAAACAAAUGGGUCAAAAACAUGGAACGCGAUAACCAGUUGAAGGUGAUAAAAUUAACCGAUCCAAACUACGUGCGUGUAUUGGAGAACGCCAUUCAAAUGGGCCUUCCUGUGAUCAUGGAAAAUAUACGGGAGCAACUAGAUGCAGUUCUGGAACCUAUCUUACUUAGGAAUAUUUUCAGAUCGGGAGGAAUCGAUUGCUUGAAAUUGGGGGACAACAUACUGGAAUAUAAUCACAGUUUUAGGUUUUACAUAACAACUAGGCUGAGCAAUCCACAUUACCUGCCAGAAGUAGCUGUUAAGGUGACGAUGCUGAAUUUCAUGAUAACGCCGCAAGGACUUCAAGACCAAUUACUCGGCAUCGUGGUUGCGCAGGACCGGCCUGAAUUAGAGCUCAAGAAAAACCAGUUGAUAGUUGAAGGAGCCACCAACAAGCGCACUCUAAAAGAGAUUGAAGAUAAAAUCUUAGAGGUAUUAUCAUCAGCGGGUAACAUCUUAGAGGAUGAAUCGGCAAAUCAGAUUUUGUCCUCGUCCAAGGUGCUAUCGAUUGAGAUCGAAGCUAAGCAAGCAGCAGCUGCCAUUACUGAAAAGGAAAUAGACGAAGCUCGUCUAUUAUAUGUUCCUGUCUCCAAACACAGCUCUGUGCUGUUCUUCUGCAUCUCUGACCUGGCCAAUAUCGACCCUAUGUACCAGUACUCUCUUAACUGGUUCAUAAAUCUUUACAACCAAGCAAUCCUAAACUCACCCAAAAGUGACAACUUGGACGAGCGGCUAUCCAGCCUGAAUGCAUAUUUUACCAAGAGCAUCUAUGAAAACGUCUGCAGGAGCCUCUUCGAGAAAGACAAGCUGAUCUUCUCCUUGGUGUUGACUCUCGGUAUACUCAGGCCAAAGGGCGCCAUCGAUGAUGAACUGGUAGCCUUCCUACUGACAGGCGGUGUGGCGUUGGAAAAUCCCUUUGAAAAUCCAGCUCCUAGCUGGCUCUCCGAGAAAUCUUGGUCUGAAAUUGUGCGCUCCAGUAAUCUAAACGGACUUCGUGGAUUUAAAGAUAAUUUUGAGAAUAACGUGCAGGCCUGGAAAGACUUUUAUGAUCUAGCAGCUCCCCACGAGAACCCCUUCCCAGCUCCCUACGAAAAUAUUACAGGAAUACCGAAACUUAUAAUAUUAAGAUGCAUUCGUCCCGAUAAAUUGAUCCCAUUGGUCCAGCAAUACGUGGUCGAAGAAAUGGGUCGGCCUUACAUAGAACCGCCUCCCUUCGACUUGGAGAAGUCUUACAAUGACAGUAACUGCUGCUCUCCCCUUAUAUUUAUUCUCUCCGCGGGCUCCGAUCCUAUGUCGGGAUUGGUCAAAUUCUCAAUGGAGAAAAAAGUCGUCAGCUUUGAGACCAUCUCGUUGGGACAAGGGCAGGGUCCGAUCGCAGCGAACAUGAUAAACCAGGCGAUAGCCACCGGCGGGUGGGUGGUGCUUCAGAACUGCCACGUGAUGGAGUCGUGGAUGGGCGAGCUGGAGCGGAUCUGCGCCGAAGUGAUCGUGCCGUCGGUCACCCAUCACGCUUUCCGCUGCUGGCUCACCUCUUACCCAAGCCGGGCCUUUCCCGUCACCGUGCUGCAAAAUGGUGUCAAAAUGACCAACGAAGCGCCAAAAGGGUUGAAGAACAACAUCUAUCGAUCUUACAUCUCUGACCCGAUAUGUGAUCCGGAGUUCUACAUAUCAUGCCCACGCACAGAAGAGUGGCGGCGGCUACUGUUCGCGCUGUGCUUCUUCCAUGCUAUAGUGCAGGAGAGAAGAGCGUUCGGACCGCUCGGGUGGAACAUACAGUACGAGUUUAACGAAAGUGACCUGAGGAUAUGCGUCAUGCAGCUACAGAUGUUCCUAACGGAGUACGCCGAGACCCCGUUUGAGGCGCUCAACUACCUCGCCGGCGAGUGCAACUACGGCGGCCGCGUCACCGACGACAAGGACCGCCGGCUCAUAAUGUCACUGCUGUCCAUCUUCUACAACGAUGACGUCACCACGGAGCCCGACUACUCAUUCUCCCCGAGCGGCAAUUACCGCAUGCCCCCGAGCAUGGACUACAACUCGGUGCUGGAACACAUCCGCGCCUUGCCGCAUAUCGCCAAACCAGAGGUCUUCGGCCUUCACGACAACGCUGACAUUACCAAAGAUAAUAAGGAAACGGCUUCGCUUUUGUUCGGCUGCCUGCUGACCCAGACGUCCAUAGUAGCAGGCGGAGGGGGCGAGGGUGGCGCGGAGGGUGGCGGCGUGGUGGAACUCACGCGAGACAUGAUGUCUCGUCUACCACCACAAUACGACGUGUUCCAAGUGUCGCAGAAGUAUCCCGUACAGUACUACAACAGUAUGAACACGGUGCUCAAGCAGGAGUUGAUCCGUUACAACCGCCUGCUAGCAGUAGUACGGCGCACGCUACACGGCGUCCACAUGGCAGCUCAGGGGCUGGCCAUCAUGAGCGCCGACCUGGAGGAAUGCAACAACGCCUUCGUCAAAGGCAUCGUGCCCGGAGUGUGGAUGUCCAAGUCCUACCCCUCCAUGAAGUCACUGGGGUCGUACGUCGCGGACUUCUUGUCCAGGCUAAAGUUCCUGCAGGACUGGAUAGAUGAGGGUCCACCAGUGGUAUUCUGGAUCUCGGGAUUCUACUUCACGCAGUCGUUCCUGACGGGCGUACUGCAGAACUACUCGCGCCACAACAAGAUACCCAUCGACCAAGUCCAUUUUGAGUUCACCAUCACCAGUAUGGAGGCAGAGUGUGAAGAGCUGCCGGAGUUUGGAGUGUAUUGUAAGGGUUUAUUCUUGGAAGGAGCAAGAUGGAAUCGUGAUACAAUGCAAUUGGACGAAUCAUAUCCCAAGAUACUCUUUGACACCAUUCCCAUAAUUUGGUUCAAACCUGCGUUGAUAGCUGAUUUUGAUCCUCCACCAAGCUAUUUCUGCCCCAUUUACAAGACAAGUGAGAGGAAGGGAGUUCUAGCCACUACAGGUCACUCCAGCAACUUCGUCAUGUAUAUCACCCUAAGAUCAGAUAUACCGCAGAAACACUGGAUCAACCGUGGUGUAGCCAGCUUGACCCAACUUGAUGAUUAACUCUAGGAAUAAACCUAAUGUAUGUGUGACAUUAUUUAUUUUAAUACAAUUGCAAUAAACAAUGAGAAGCUGUCAAUGAUUGAAAACUCUGUGAUAAAUCUAGUCACAAUAAAGAUUUCUUAUCCCAAUUUUUUUUUUAAUGAAUUACAAUUAGACUUCAGCCAGAAUCAUUUAAAUUUCCCGCUAUAUUUCAACAACGGCCCCGAUGAGCUUACCUUUUUCUGAUACACGUAAUACG